Molecule: messenger RNA, 1242 nt
Organism: Penicillium antarcticum
Lineage: Eukaryota; Fungi; Ascomycota; Eurotiomycetes; Eurotiales; Aspergillaceae
Gene: cspA
Product: putative cell surface protein
Exons: 2
Coding region: 1-1242 (413 amino acids)
Source: RefSeq, a predicted model, not a curated record
AUGAUCAAUUCCGUUGCUCUCUUGGCCCUUGUUGCCAGCCCGGCCUUUGCCGGUGUCAUGCAGGCUCGUGGCGAGGAGUUUAUCCGUCCCGCCGCUCAGAGCUCUGCCGUCGCUCCUCAGGCUGAGGGUUGGGGUGAGAGCUGGUCCAAGCCCGCCCACGAGACCUUUACUCGUCCCACCGACAAGCAUGAGUCGUGGACCACCCCGUGCACCACCUCCACCACCCCGGUGCACACCCACACCACUCCCGUGGAGACCAAGCCCACCACUCCUUGCACCACUUCCACCAAGCCGGUGCACACCUCCACCACCCCCGUGCCCACCACCAGCACCAAGCCUCACACUCCUGUGAACCCGGGCACCACCAAGACCCUCACCGUUGUGACCACUACCUGCCCUGUCACCACUGAGACCCACACCUCGGGCUCCAAGACCUACACUGUCCCUGUCACUGGAACAAGCACCAUCACCAUUACCAAGACCACCGUCUGUACCAUGUGUGAUGAAAAGCCCAUGACCUUCCACAACGCUACUCAGCCCGCCACUGCUGGCCCUACUGCCCCCGCCCUGGUCACCAGCGUUGUUCCUUCCCAGAAGCCUGCUCCUACUCCUCAGCCCGCUUCUUCCAUCCCCGUCGUGCCUGUUGUGCCUGUCCCCAGCCAGCCCGCUGAGACCCAGCCCGCUGUCCCCGCCGCUAGCCAGCCCGCCGCUUCCGUUCCCGCUGUUCCCGCUGUCCCCGUUGCCAGCCAGCCCGCUGCUUCCGUCCCCGCUGUCCCAGCUGUCCCCGCUGCCAGCCAGCCUGCUGUCCCCGCUGAGUCCCAGCCUGCUGUCCCCGCUGUCCCCGCUGCCAGCCAGCCCGCUGUCCCGGCUGAGUCCCAGCCCGCUGUUCCCGCUGUCCCCGCUGCCAGCCAGCCCGCUGUCCCGGCUGAGUCCCAGCCCGCUGUCCCCGCUGUCCCCGCUGCCAGCCAGCCCGCUGUCCCGGCUGAGUCCCAGCCCGCUGUCCCCGCUGUCCCCGCUGCCAGCCAGCCCGCUGUCCCGGCUGAGUCCCAGCCCGCUGUCCCCGCUGUCCAGCCUUCUACCACCCCUGAGCAGCCCUCCAACCCGGUGACUCCUGAGACUCCUUCUGUCCCCGUGCAGCCCGGCGCCUCUUCCACCCCCAGCACCUUCACUGGUGCUGCCUCCAACGUCAAGCCCGCUGCCGGUCUUCUUGCCGGUAUCGUCGGUAUGAUGGCUCUCCUGUAA